Molecule: messenger RNA, 4156 nt
Organism: Colius striatus (speckled mousebird)
Lineage: Eukaryota; Metazoa; Chordata; Aves; Coliiformes; Coliidae
Gene: FAM174C
Product: family with sequence similarity 174 member C
Exons: 3
Coding region: 50-499 (149 amino acids)
Cellular component (GO): extracellular region
Source: RefSeq, a predicted model, not a curated record
UCCUGCGCCCGCCGCGCCGCGCCGCUGCUCCGCGCCGCCAGGACCGGCCAUGCCGCGGCCCCUCGCCCGCCGCCUCCUCCUCCUCUGCCUCCUCCUCCUGCCGCGCGUCGGCCGGGCCGCCGAAUCCGCUCCCACGGCCGUCCCGAGGCGAGACUCCGAGGUGUCCCGAGGCACCGAGGCGUCGCCGGCUGCCGCGGGUAACGAGACGCGGACGGAACCGUCGGCAUCGUGGCAUCUGCUGGGCUCGGGGCUGCCGGUGCUGAAGCGGGCGGUGUAUGUGCUGAGCGCCCUCUCCUUGCUGGCUGCGCUCUAUUUCCUCCUGCGAGCCUUUCGCCCUAGGUCGGAGGGAUCCAGAAACGAGCGCAAAACUCAUUUCAGGUUGAAGAAGCCUCAGCGGAAGAAGUACGGGCUGCUGGCGAGCUACGAUGAGAGCAUGGAGAUGGCCUCGCUGGACAGCGACGAGGACACGGUGUUUGAGAGCAGGAACCUGAGGCGAUGAUUUGGGACCAGUGGCACUAACUGCACAGACUGACCAAGGGGGUGCAAGUCCCAUGGAAUCACCAGUGCUCGAGUUUCAUUUCUUUUCAAUAUUUGCUUAUAAUGACUCUUAACUAACAGUACAAACACUUCCAGAGCUGGGGCAAGGGAAAGGGGACCAAACCUGUUUUCUUCACACAUGUCUUUUUGGGGGAAAGAUGGAGCUGCAAGCUAAAUGAUGCUGCUUUGGGUGCUGUUAACAGCCUGGGGAAGAUGCUGAGUGAAAAGGUGACUCCAAAUGCUCAGCAUUUGAAAUCUUACUGCUCUGCCUUCCAGUGCUGAAGCUCUUGGCCUGAUGGUAUUUUGUUAGGUGCUCACAUCCCUCUCUACUGACUGUGAAGGUGUCAGACAAGUGGAUUCCUUUGGCAGGCUGAUCCUUUUUUUUCCUCCAUGCAGUGUCAGACUGCUUUAGGAAGUGUGUCUGUAAUCAGCUGAGAGCUGGGAAGAGCCCCUGUUGUCUGUUACACUAGUGGUGGGUGUGGAUGGUGUUGCAUUAGUUCAGACAAGGGAAUAGCUUUGGGUCUGUGUUAAAUGCAUCAAUUUUCUUGUCGUGGCAGGGUUGGCAGUUACAGGUGAUAAUACAGGUCAUUACACGGGUUUACAGAGCAAAGACAUGUUUACAAGUGAAAGGUGCCACUUAGCCCAAAGGAGCAUUUCUCCCAAAGAGCCAUCACAUGUGUAGUCUGUGGGGCUGGGAGUGCUCUGGCUGCUCUGCCCAGCUCCAGUGGUGUGUUCACCAGAGAACUGUGUGACAUGUUGCCCAACUGCUGGACUUUGAGCCGCUGGCUCUGUGUAGGAUCACCUGAGGAAGUGCCAGAGAGCUGUGGUUUGAGGAGAAGAACCUUCACUGUGAGGAGUCAUCUGUGUCUGAUGACUGGAAAAGGAGGACCCAAACCCCUGUGAACUGUGAUUCUUAAACCCAGACAGCCCUGGCUCAGAAAGAGUCUCUUCUUGUAGGGUACUGGAGUCUCACUCCUUUGCUGGUACUCAGGCUUCAACCCAGACAUGAGAUGUUUGUUCAGCCCCUUGUAUUUGGGUUCUCAUUGUGUAGGACCAGUGUGAAUGUGUGAGGUCAUUGUCAGGUGGAUGUGCUGCUAAAGUGGUGCAACCUGCUGGCAAAGUGCUCCUGUUACAUGGCACCUUCCAGCCUCUAAGGGAAGGCCCUUCCUCAGAAAGCUGGGCAGUGCAGACCUGUCUCCUUAAGCCCCACUUUCACCUGAAACUGGUAGUGCCUUUGUUAGGAGAACUCCAGGGAGUUACCCUGCAGGCCAGGGACUUCCCUGCCUUUGAAGAUGGAGAAUGUCUGUGGAGUAAUGGCUCCUUCCUUUUGCUUUAGCAAAUCCUCUCUAGAUAAGAGAACAAGACUGAUCCUUAACAAAAAGAGUGAGGCAGAAAGAGAUAUCAAGUAGCAAGGACAGAUGGUUUUACUGCAAAAAACCUGGGAGCUGGGAGUCUUGCUGCUGCUGUGGUGAGGCAGGUGAGGGCACAGGGGUGAUCCUGGUUUCUCCAUGCAGAGUGGGUGAGGUUUCCUGGAGGAAUGUCACCCCUGUGCUGGCAGCUCUGUCUCAACACACAUGCAAAAGGGUUUUUAAAGAUAUAUAUCUAUAUUUUUAGUACUGCUGCCAUGUGAACACAGCACUUGGAUGUGCCCUAAUUUCAUAUCAUUUGUAUCCUUUCAUGCCUCUUUUAGGUACUUUCUGCUUGUUUAGCUAAGAGAUGAAAGUGUUGGCUAUGUUCCUCUGUGAGGACAAGCAGGAAUGGCUAAAUCUGGCCGUUGCUGCCCCUCAGGUGAUCAGAGAGCUGAUUUGUUUGAUUCCUGGGAGUGGAUCUUCCUCCCUCCCAUGUGGGCUGGUGGGUCUGUGCACGUGCUCAGAACUUGCUCUGGCUCUUCAGCUCCCUUUGCAAAGUUGUUUCUCCCUCUCUUUGAAGCUGGGUGAAGCUUGACUCUGUUUCACCCCAGUGCCAUAUUCUGGCUUAGCCUUGUGACUGACACAUUUAUUGGCCUUUCUUCAUCUGAGGCCAUUAACUUGAUGGCUCUUCAGGCUCUUUGUUGGACAGAUGGGUUUGGCAACUGAAGUUUCCUUACCUUGCAAGAGUAAGGGAAUGAUGUGAAGGGAUCCAGCCAGAGCACAAAUUCUGGUACUAAGUAGGCAAGUGGUAAUUGAGUUGAAGGCACAGAGGGUGUCUGUGCACCACACACAUGUUUUCAGUGUCCUGCUCUCCAGCUCUGAAGGAGUGGGUUUCAUUAUGUGGAGAAGAAGACAGCCAUGCUGGGGCAGUAGUGUAGCACUGCUGUCACUUUGAUCCUGAUCCUGCUUUGGCUGGAGACGGGUUUGAGCUGUAAUCAAUGACCCUGAGUGGCCAUUUCCAUUUCCCCCUGAAGCAUCCUGCAUCUUGGAAGUGGUUGGCACUCUGAAUUUACUCAGGCCAAGACAUUACUUUCCUGCUCUGUUCUAAAUCAUUGUUAAAGGCAUUUUUCUGAGGGGAGCAAACAAAAGAUGCUGAUUUCGGAUCUUAGACUCCUUUGAGGACAAAUCUAUUGCUUGGCACAGCUGUUACUGAUCUCCCUUUCUCCUGGAAGAGCAAAUUGGAGCUGUGGCAGCAGCUUCUCCUCACAGCUGUAACAGUGCACCCCUGGGCAAUCUGCACGAGGCCAGUGCAGGCUUCAUUUUUGGUGAGGGUUGGAGCUUUUAAAGCCCUGCACUGUGUUUGCAGAACAAGACAGCAGUUCAGUAGUUACUUCAGUUAUAGUUUCAGUUACCUGAUGUGUAUUUGCUACCCCUCUUGAUAGCCUAGCAAGGCUCUGUGCAGAUCUCUUAGAUAGCCUGGAUGCAAACAGCCACACGUAUGCUCUGAGACAGCUCUGGCCUGGGACCCCCCAUGGGCACGUGCUCAGGGGAGCCUGUGUCUGUCCCUGGGCAGGCUGAUGCCUUUUCUGCUGCACUUUUCUCUCCCCAGGGUGGAUCAGGGUGUUGAUGGGCAGCUCUGUGGUCUGCAGCCACCCUCUGCUGUGGAGCCUGGGCAGGGCUGUUGGAGGAGGGCUGGGAGUGGAGCGUGCGGCUCCUUACGAUGCUGCUCGGUCACCAGCCUCUGUGUGGCACGAGUGGCUGCUGCAGAGUUUGCUUGAAACAAUCACUGUUGUUUAAGCCAAAGCCUCAUUUCAAAAAAGUUUACAUAAUUGCCUCUCUGAUCAUCUUGGAGGGCUGUAUUGAAUCCUCCACUGUUGGUAUUGAGCUGCUAGGCAAAUCGACUGGAGCGUCUGCUGAGGUUAAUGAGAUUGACUGAGAGCAAUAUGAGCAUCAGCUCUCUGCUGUUAAUAACGUGCUUCUGUUUUGUUUCAUUUGUACAUGUGACUGGAAUGGGAUCUGGAGUGCUGGGAGCUGGACCUGUGGUCUGAGCAGAUUGCCAAGAAGUCAAUAAAACAGCCCUUGAGUGCAUUCUGUUGCGUGUGCUCCCACAAAUGGAGGAGCUAGUCUUCCACCCUCCUGCUUGAAUCCUUGAUUUAUUUUUAAAUAGCAACCAGCCCUGUAUUGAUUGCUUGUUUUACUUUGGUUUACAGCAUCCUCCCCCCCUCCUUGUACCUUGAAACAAAUGAAAUAAAGCAUUCUGCCUCACCAGA